GUUUUAUAUGGUACAUCAGACCUUUCAAAAGUCCAUUUACACAGUCUGCAUCAAGGAACCUUAGUCAAACAUGAUUUACUUUUAACAAAGCUAAUGUUUAUUAACCCAAAAUUUUCCAAGUACCAAUGAUUUUGCAUUUUUGUCUCAAAAAGAUUCCCUGCUGUCAAUAGAUUUUUUGUUGAGCCUGCAGUUAUUGGGUUCUCUCCCUAUUAUUAAACAUUUCUAAGUCUCCAAUUUUCUAGCAGCACCCCGGUAUAUGGUAAGGAUUCAAUGAUUGUGGCCAGAGCCUGGGUGAUUUUCACCAUUACUUCUAUCAUAAACCUAGAGGCUGUGCUCCCUUUUAGUAUGAGAUUUGUCAUAGAGCCCUGAAAGCCACAAUCAACAUAGCUAUUCUAAAGAUUGCCCAUUCUCAUUGCUGCCUGGCAGCUGCGUCCCUUUUUAUGUUAAAAAUGUAUGAAUCGGUCUUCAGAGAGCACCUCCCAUCACUGUCCUACUGACAUCGACAGCCCCCUCCACUACAUUGACAGAGCUCCACUCUAACGGGUGAUCAAUCUUAUCAUUCAGUGCUCUAGAGCCUCCUGUUGACACUUUAGUCACCAUCUUCAAUUGGUUGGUGAUGGAGACACUGGCCUUCUGCUUAAAACUCGUGUUCAACAUCAGGCGUAUUUGGUGGGGUCAGGACCCGGAAAUGUACCCAUGCCAGAGUCGCAAUCCCAGAAUGAAAAUUCAACCCAUGGUCUACAUUUCAUAUUUUGAUCUACUACUUAAAAUCUGAUCAUGUUAAAUUGAACAAAAAUGUCUUCACUGUGCCACCGCAUUUGUUACCGAUGGUCUUCAUUGAGAAUUAUUGGUCUAGUUUGGUCUUCAAAGCAAGAAAUAAAAGUGGUACCUGUAGCAUCCUAUAGUCUUCAAAGUCGCUUUGGUUUAGAUGCACGUCAAUGCCUUUUGACUCAAAAACUCUGGAUGUUGAAAAGGUCUGACUUGAGUUCUUCAGCAUCAAGUUUGCCACCAAGUAAAGAAGAUGGCAAUGGAUACCGGUUCACAGAAAGCUGUAUUUUGCUAAACACAGGUCAUAACUAUGGCAAAACAGAACUGCCUUGUGUGGUGAAAGAUGUACAAUCUGGUGAAUUAGAUGUUCCACCUCAUUCUCCAUUUGAUGAAUUAUCUGAAGAAGAGGCUUUGCAAAUUGAAGCAAGUCCUUCACUCCCUCCUACCUCAUUUACCUUGUGUGACUAUGUUGACCAGUCAGAGACGCUAACCAAGCUGGUCCUUCUAGGUGUAGAUCUGUCUAAACUAGAAAGGCGACCAAAUGUGGCCAAUAUGCUAUUAAGACUGGAUUUUAACAGAGAUGUAAAAGAGAGACUUCUGUUCCUAAAGGAUAUAGGAGUAGAUGAUCAUUUGCUUGGAGCAUUCCUCACCAGCAACCCCUUCAUUCUGACUGAGGAUGUGGAGAAUCUACGGAUGAGAAUACAGUACUUGCAAUCAAAGAAAUUCAGCAAAGAAGCCAUUUCAAGGAUGGUGUCAGGAGCCCCUUAUUUGCUAAACUUCAGUGUGGAAAGACUGGACAAUAGGCUGGCAUUCUACCAGAGAGAACUGAGAUUAAAUGUGCAAAAGACACGUGAUCUGGUCACCCGUCUCCCCAAAUUGUUAACUGGCAGCUUGGAACCAGUUAAAGAAAAUCUGAAAGUUUGUCGGAUUGAAUUGGGAUUUCGUGAUAAUGAAAUCCAACACAUGGUAAUCAGCGUCCCCAAACUCCUCCUGGCUAGUAAGAAAAAAUUGACUAGAUUGUUUGAUUACUUACACAAUACCAUGGGAAUCCCCCACCACCUGAUUACAAAAUUUCCUCAGGUUUUUAAUGCAAAAUUUCUGAGAAUAAAAGACAGACAUCUGUUUCUUGAACACUUGGGACGAGCGCAAUAUGAUCCAACUCAGCCGAACUACGUCUCACUGGAUAAGUUGGUUGCAACACCUGAUGAAGUAUUCUGCGUGGAGAUAGCAAAAGGCACAUUGCUGGACUUUGAGGCAUUCCAAAAAACACUUUAAAUUCUCUUAAAUGGUUUCAAUAUGUGCUCAUUUACAAAAAGAAUAAGUAAAUGUAGAGUCAUGAUUAUUUUUCCUGUAUAUCCGAUAACUAAAUCAACUACUUCCAGACCCACAGUUUGCUUAGUAGCAAUAAGAGAGAUAUCUGACAGUGAAUCCAAAAAAAAGCUUUAAUUCUUCUGAGUGCAAUUGUCAAUUUUGCCUCUAGUUUCAAUACUCUGAAUCAGUCCUCACUGGGAAAUGGAUUUAACUUUCCUCGAACUAAUUUCUGCGGUCACUGCUUGCCAGAAAACUGCUACCUUUAUCCUUUUAUUAUGAGCAGGAUUUAUUCCAGGGCCAAGAGGUGAAUACUCUACACAUUUGGUAAGAAUAUUUUAAUGGCAGUUGGACUAAGAAUUUCUCCCAAAAAAGUUGAAAAUUAUGUGAAUCCUUUUGAAAGCCACCGGGUUAAAAUUCAAUAAUUUAUUGAUGCAAAUAGGUAUUUAUAUUUGUGAAAUGAUGCAGUGUUAUUCGGCUCUGAAUAACCUUGAAUGUAGAUAAACUGUAACUUUGCAAAUAAUAUUCUAAACCCUUAGUUCUGUGUAUUUUGACUUGCAGCUAACCUAAAAAGCAAUUGCUGAAGGUAGACAGUGCCUCUAUCAGGAUUGUACAUAGGUCAAGACAAUGUUUCUUGAGCUGCUGUUUUAUUUCAGUGAAAAUUUGAAGGCUUUUACUCAUCAAUUAAUGACUAUGAUAGACAUGUUUUUAUUCAGCAACUUAUAUUAUCACCUCUGUUGACCUUUCCACUGCUUCUGAUUUGCCACCUUUUUUUAAUCCAAUAUGGAGCGCACAGAAAGUUCCCCAGUUCUCUACUGGGUUUGGUAGCAUCUGUGACCUUUCAUCAGAACACACAUGUAAUUCUGUUCUCUCCACAGAUGCUGCCAGAUCUGAUAAAUAUGUCCAGCAAUUUUUGUUUGUCUAUCAGAUCUUCAGAAUCCACAAUAUUUUGUUCAUCUUUUAUUGUCUUUGAGACACAGCUACAAAUUCCAUCACCACUGAUGCCAUUCUUCUCUUUGGUCGCUCUGAAGCUAAAUUAGACUAUUAACUUGCAACCCUGAGCUGAGAGUCCAACUCUGUAUUCUAUAUGACCAAGAGUGCUUGCACCACUGUCAAAUGAUCUGUCUCCGCAUAUUGCUGAAAUCAUCAUCCAUGAAGAUAUGUGCCUUACACAAAAUCCCAAAGCUCUUUACAGCUGAUUAAAUUCAUUUUUCCUGAGAGAUAAAUGUAGGAAAAAUGGCAGCCAAAUUGUGUGCUGAAGGCUCCCACAGCAACAAAAUAAUAUUGAAAAGAUAAUGUGAUAUUGAAGGAUGAUUAUUAGCUAAGACAUUGGGAAUAAUUCUUCUGCUGUUUGAAAUAGUGCCAUAGGAUCUUUAAUGUCCGACAGAAAGGAUAGAUUAGGCCAUAGUUUAAUGUUUCAACUGAAAUAUAACAUUUCCUUCAAUACUGCACUGGAUGCCAGUUUUGUAACUCAGGUCCUGAGGUAGGACUUGAAUCCAUAACUUCUGACUUAAAGGUACUGACUGAACCAUAGCUAUCACUGUCACAUGUAGCUGUUACCUUUAGGUUUAAUUGGUUCAGUGCUCUCCUAGCUACCAUCCCUUAAACUUCAGCUACUCCAAAAUUAUGUUGCUUCUAUCCUAACUUUUAAAAACUCCUGUUCACGCAAGACCCUAUGCUUGUCACUUUGAAAUUCUCAUCUUAUUUUGACAUAUCUCCAUGGUCUUGGCUCUCCCUCUCCCUGCAACCUCCAGCCCAAUAACCCUUAGGCAUCUGGUUUCUUCAACAGAGGCUUCUUAUAAAUCUCCAAUUUUCAUUAAUCCAUUUUGCAGCUGUGGUUUCAGCUGGCAAGGACCUAAACUCUCCGUCCACCAUUUCCAACGGACUGUCUCCAUCUCUUCCUUUAACAUGUUCCUGUUCACCACCUGCCUUAAUAUUUUUGAGGAGCUCAAUUUCAAGUUUUGUUUGAAAAUAUUCUUGUAAAGCUCCUUGGAACAUUUUAUUUUAAUAAAAAAGUGCUAUUACAGAUUAAUAUUGAUAAAUGUAUUUAAUCUGCUUGAUUUUCUUGACAGCAGUCAGACUUAAAUACGAUUGGAAGGAACUUUGCUGCUGAGCAUUGAGGUGAUGAAUGACCAAGUGUAGGGUUUGACGUAUUCUAUUUAAGAUGGCACUUACAGUUUAUCUUUCAUUCCAGGGAUAUGUGCUUUGCUGCCUAGGCCAGCAUUUAUUGCUCAUCCCUAAUUGUCCUUGAGAAAGUGGUGAUAAGCACCUUGUUGAGCGGUCCAUGUGUUAUAGGUCAACCUGAGUGCUGUUAGGGAGCGAGUUCCAAACUUUUAAGCCAGUGGCACUGAAGAUAUAGUUACAAGUCAGGAAUGCAAGUGGCUUGGAAGAAACAUGCAAAUGUCGGUGUUCCCAUGUGCCGUCAUUGUCCUUUGAGCUAAUAGCAUUACAGGUUUGGAAGGUGCUUUCAAAAUAAACUGAUGAGUUACUUCUGUGCAAAUUGUAGAUGUUGCUGUGUAUCAAUGGUGGAGGGAGUGAAGGCUGCUUUAUACAUAAUCUGUCACAUGCUGGGUAAAAAUUUGUCUACCUCAGCCUUCACCACACUUAAUGACCCAACCUUGACAGCUCUCUCUGAUGUACAGAAUUUCACAGAUUCACUAUUAUGAGAAGAAAUUCCUUCUUGUAACUGUCUUAAAUGGGCAACACAUUACUGCUGAGUUUAUGCCCUGUGGUGCCAGACCCUCCCAAAGGGAAGCAAGCUCUUCUCAUCUACCCUGCUAAAUGUCUCAAGAAUCAUAUAUGUUUAAAGACGGUCUCUUCUCAAUCUUAUAAACUUUAGUAAGUAUAAGCCCAACCUAUUCAACAUUUACUCUUCAGAAAAUCCCUCCCUACCGAAAUCAACUAUGUCUCUAAUGUUUCUAAUGCCAGUACAUCUUUCUUUAGAUAAACGUUUCAAACCUGUUCCCAGUAUUCCAAAUGUGACUGAUUAGCGCCUUGUAUGUUUUAGGAAGACCUCUCUUUGUACUGCAGCAUUCUGCAGUAUUUUUCCAUUUAAAUUAGACUUAGUUCUUCUGCCUACAAAAGUGCACGACCUCACAUUUUCCACUUAUCUUCCAUCUGUCCACUUACCUAAGCUUUCUGUAUCCCUUUGUUGACUGUGUCAUCUUCAAUACGUGUCUUCUCAUCUAUUUCAGUGUCAUCUGCAAACUUGGCAAUAGUACUUUAACUAUCACCCAAGUCAUGAACAUAUAUUGUUAUUAACUGUGGCCCCAGCACUGAUCACCGUGGCACUCCACUAGUUACAAGUUGCCAUCCUGAAUCUGCCCCUUUUAUCCCAAUCUUAUUCUUCUACUCAUUAGCCAAUCACUUGUCCGUGCUAAUAUCCCCAACACCAUCUCAUUGAAAUAUAUAGGAUUUUUCAGGGGCUUGACAAUCGUUUCCCCUCAUGGGGAAAUCUAGGGCCAGAAAGCAUAGUCUCUGAAUGCUAAUUUAAUAUUGAGGUAAGGAAGAAUUUCUUUUGAAGGUUUAGAGUCUUUGGCAUUGUUUGCCACAAAGAGCUGUGGGGUUAGAGUCUUGAAGUCUCUUUAGGACUGAUAUAGAUUCUUGAUCAGUAAUGGAAUCAAAGGUUAUGGGAAAGAGCAGGAAAGUGGAUGUGAGGAGUAUCAGAUCAGCCAUAAUCCUACUGAAUAGUACAGCAAGCUUAAGGAACUGAGUGGUGUAUUCCUGUUCCUAUUUCUUAUGGACUUAUUGUCCUAAGUCUAUCCUUAAACGUCUGCACAAAAAGAACAAUCCCAGUUUUUCAGAUCUUUCCAUGUAACCGAAGUCUUUAAUACCUAAAUUAAAAACAGAAAAUGCUGGAGAAACUCAGAUCUGACUGAAUCUGUGAAGCGGGAAAGUGAGUCAGCAUUUUGACCCCAACAACUCUUCAGAAUGUCUUCAGACUCUUCUGAAGAAAUACCUUUGGAUUCAGAAUAUUUACUGUUUUUCCCUCCAAAAAUGCUGCUGGACCUGCUGAAUUUCUCCAGCAUUUCCCUGUUUUAUUUCAGACUCCCAGUAUCUGCAGUAUGUUUUUUUUUUAUUAACUACCUGCUUCAGUUUUACUAAUGCUCCUAUGUACCUUAUUUCAAUCUUUGACAUUUUUAUUUAACUGUGGUGUUUAGAAUUGGCUGCAAUAGUCCCCACUGGGGACAGAACAACUGUUGUAUAAAAGUUUAGCAAAA
Chiloscyllium plagiosum (whitespotted bambooshark) is the source of this 6296-nucleotide messenger RNA. The record is from RefSeq and is a predicted model, not a curated record. Lineage: Eukaryota; Metazoa; Chordata; Chondrichthyes; Orectolobiformes; Hemiscylliidae.